Messenger RNA from Tripterygium wilfordii, 650 nucleotides. RefSeq lists its product as uncharacterized. Lineage: Eukaryota; Viridiplantae; Streptophyta; Magnoliopsida; Celastrales; Celastraceae. Bases 63 to 467 code for a protein of 134 amino acids. The record is from RefSeq and is a predicted model, not a curated record. The transcript has a single exon.
UACUUAUUGUUACUAUUCUCCCUUUCUCCACUAAUUGAGAAUUUUCUUCUCAUUUCUUCAAUAUGGGAAAUUGCUUCACAAGCAACAAAAUUCAGGUACAGGAAGAGACGAUUGACCCACAAGUGCUUCAAGGGUCCAGAUCAGAAAUCAAGAAGAAUGUUGAAGGUGAGAAUAUCAAGAAGAAGAAGAUGGUGAGGUUCAAAUUACAAGAACAAGGGAGCUGUGUUGAUGAAGGCGGCCAUGGCCAGUCUAAAGAUGGUGCGGUGAGGAUUAGAGUCUUAUUAACAAAAGAAGAGUUGAAACAGAUUCUGAAUUGCAAGCAGGGUUUCAAGGACUCUUCUUUGGAGCAAUUCUUAAAUGUAAUGAAGUUGAGAAAGAGAAUAGGUAUUCUUGAAGCCAGAAGAAGUGAUGGAGGCUUCAAUGGCAAUUGGAGGCCUACUUUGGAGAGCAUUCCAGAGGAUCUCUAAUUGGGAACCAUGCUUUUGUAACUUUUCACUAACAAUCUCUCACUUUCUUGGUUGCUCCCACUGUAAAAAGAUGUAUUGACUGUAUCUGGUGAGAUUAUUUCAUCAAAUGCAAUUGUUUGAUGCUUAUUGUUAAGAUUAUUUAGUUUCCUCAUUAACUUGUUGGGUUGUGACAUUUCACAUUCA